Vicia faba (fava bean) is the source of this 1206-nucleotide messenger RNA. The record is from the annotation of a GenBank genome assembly. NCBI's taxonomy places the organism in Eukaryota, Viridiplantae, Streptophyta, Magnoliopsida, Fabales, Fabaceae.
AUGAGGUGGUGCAGCGAGGGUAUGACAUUGUCACUCGCCCCUCCUCCUCACAUUGUUACGACUACGAGGUGGUGCGGCAAUAAUAAAAAUAAAAGCUGGGAGUUUGAAUUUCAAAAGGCUUUCUUAAAAUUAAAAUUCAACAAGUCGGCUCUUGUUAUUCAUCGGAACUCGGCGUGGGCUACUCAAGUAGAAGAAGCGUGGUCAAGUUCAAGGGAUUUUGUUGUCGUUAAUUUCUAUCAUUUUGUGUUGAUCAAAAACCCACAAGAACUAGUCGCCAAACACCUCUCUUUCUUGGAAUUGGAGGGUCUAGACAUCAAUGGAAGAAUUUAUUUGAAUCAACAAGGGAUUAAUGCGCAGUAUAGUGGGCCAUCAAAAGACGCUAUCACUUAUGUCAACUGGAUAAAACAGGAUACCAGGUUUUCCGACAUCCUCGUUCAGAUUUCUCCAUCGGAAGCUGGCCAUACCUUUCCAUCAUUGAAGUUGCGCUAUAAGCCUUCCUUAGUACAGUUUAAACAUGGCAUAUCAGAUCUUCCAUUGCUCGAUCCUUCAAUGCGGGCCCUACCUUUAUCACCUUCACAAUGGAGACAUAGAUUACAAGCCAUCAAUCAAAAUCCCAACACAAAUAACAUUAUAUUGGAUGUCAGAAAUGGUUAUGAGUGGGACAUUGGACAUUUUCGUGGCGCUCAACGACCUAACGUGGACUGUUUUAGGAGCACUUCGUUUGGACUGUCUCAAGAAGAGAUCACUGCUUCAGAUCCUUUGUCAAAUGUAGAUAAAGAAAAUGCAAACAUAUUGAUGUAUUGCACAGGAGGGAUUCGGUGUGAUGUGUAUUCUACAAUACUGAGGCAGCAUGGAUUUCAGAAUUUGUAUACUCUGAAGGGAGGUGUUUCUCACUAUAUAAAGAAUGAAGGUGCUGCAGAAUGGGCCAUUCCUGAAGGUGGGAUGACUCCAGUUUCUAGAGAUGAUAAGUUUGCCAAAUGCUACAUAUGUAAUGUAGAAGUCAGUGAACUGAGACAUCGGAAUUGUGCAAACCUUGACUGUAACUUGCUUUUUCUAUGCUGCAGAAAAUGUGUAAAUGAUCUAAAAGGAUGUUGUUGUUUGACUUGUACUACUGCCCCUAGGCUUAGACCUGCUUUAAUUGGAGAGCAGAGAUACAGGAAAUGGCACAUUUAUCGUGACAUGGAUUUGCAAGGCAAGGGGAAUUGA